AAAUAUAUAUUUGAUAAAUAAAAUUGAUUAUAUUUUAGUCAUUAUUUAGUAUAAUAGUAAUAAUUAAGUAUAAUAGAAGUCACUAAACGAUCUUACAAAAUAUAUUUUAUAUAUUUUUUUAAAAAAUUAAUUUUUAUUUACAAAAUAGUUAUUUUAUGAGCUAUGUUAUAAGAACAAAAUUUUAUAAAAAUAUUUAUAAUUAAUAAAUGUUUUAAACUAUUCAAUACUAUAAUAUAUGUAAGAUAGAAGGACAUUCCUGAGAAUAUAAAUAACUUAAUAGUUUAUUUAAAAGUAUGCAAUAAUUUUAAUACUAUAUUACUGAAUGCUUUUCACUCACUCCUUGCGGUUUUAGUUAUAGAAGAAGAGAAUAGCUACUUUUACUGUCAAAAUAGUAUGUAUAAUGAGUAAAUUUGCAAAAGUAAUUACUAUAAUUUUUUCAUUUCUUUUAACUUGCAUAUAUCCGCUAUCAGCUAGUCAAGGAGGUCGGGAUGUAGAAGUAGGUUUUUCACAAGGAAGAACAGCGAAACAAAUAAUUAUUUCAGCUAUUGAAGAGGCAAAAAUAUCAAUUGAUAUUGCUGCUUAUUCAUUUACUAGCAAACCUAUUGUAUUGGCUAUCGUUGACGCACAAAAUCGAGGUGUUCAUAUUCGUAUCGUUGCUGAUAAAAAAUCAAACUGUGGAAAGUAUACUGCCGUCACCUAUCUCACAAAUCACCGAAUACCGGUAAGGCUAAAUGAUAAAUAUGCAAUUAUGCAUAAUAAGUUUAUGAUUAUUGAUGGACAUUCAGUUCAAACUGGGUCGUUUAAUUAUACACAGAGCGCUGCAUCUCGAAAUGCAGAAAAUGUUAUCUAUUUACGUAAUCAAGUAGAUGUUGCUGAAAAAUAUAUACGAGAAUUUAAUAGAUUAUGGAACGAAGCAGUGGAAAAUAAAUCUACAUAUUAAUACUAUAUAUAGCAAUACUAUAUUUAAUAGAGUGCUAUGCUCUAUAAAUAUUAGCUAAUGAUAUAUUAGUUAAUGACUUGUGUAUGAUUCUUGCUAAAGCGAU
This is a messenger RNA of Cinara cedri, 1043 nucleotides long. The record is from the annotation of a GenBank genome assembly. Lineage: Eukaryota; Metazoa; Arthropoda; Insecta; Hemiptera; Aphididae.